Pieris macdunnoughi is the source of this 1170-nucleotide messenger RNA. Lineage: Eukaryota; Metazoa; Arthropoda; Insecta; Lepidoptera; Pieridae. The record is from the annotation of a GenBank genome assembly.
AUGGACACUCGGGCGCGAACGCUCAAUCCGCUCUUAACUGAGACGGAGCAUCCCAGCUUACGCGGCACGCCUUUGGCAAUGCUGGCGGCGCAGUGUAAUAAGCUAUCGAGCAAAUCUCCUCCGCCUCUGGCUGACGCGGCUGUCGGGAAGGGCUUUCAUCCCUGGAAGAAAAGCCCAGGAACACAUUCACCACCGGGCGCCGGAGUGGCCCCUCGUUCACAGCCACCCUCUUGCACACCCUACGGCCGCGGCCCGACGGCAUGCGCAGCUGCACCCACCUACGGAAAUGACAUAUACUUCCCAUCCUCAGGAGACCAACUAUUAGGAAAAAGUGAAUCGAGCGCGAGCCUGGGUUCAAUGUACUCAAGACACCCCUAUGAAUCGUGGCCCUUUAACGUUGGUGGAGGAGGCGGCGGUGGGGCGCUCAAGGCUGCCGAAAUGGGGGGCGUCAGUGCUGUCGGCAGUACUUGGUGGGACGUCCACAGUGGUUGGCUCGAUGUUGGAGGGCAAAUGGCAAAUUAUGCCGGUCAAGAUUAUUCACAACUUACCCAUUCCCUGUCUGGUGGAGCGCAUUUACUUCCACCAGCUCCACACCUCUUACAAGACGCUUACAAAUCAGUAUUGCCGACGCAAGGAUCGUUUGGAUUACACGCGCCUGGCUCUCCAGCUCCUCCAGCGCAGGCACCCUCACCCCGGUCCCAGCGGCGAUACGCCGGUCGAGCGACUUGCGACUGUCCCAAUUGUCAAGAAGCCGAACGACUGGGACCCGCUGGAGCUCACCUCCGCAAAAAGAACAUUCAUAGUUGUCACAUUCCUGGCUGCGGAAAAGUGUACGGAAAGACUUCACACUUAAAGGCCCAUUUACGCUGGCACACCGGUGAACGACCUUUCGUAUGUAAUUGGCUAUUCUGCGGCAAGCGAUUUACGCGGUCAGACGAACUGCAAAGACAUCUUCGGACUCAUACUGGUGAAAAGAGGUUCGCAUGUCCCGUGUGUAACAAGAGGUUUAUGAGAUCGGAUCACUUAGCCAAGCACGUGAAAACUCACAACGGAGGCAAGAAAGGAAGUUCAGACUCGUGUUCGGAUUCAGAGGAGAACAGCCAAGGGGAAUGUGGAGUGGGUGGGCGGUCACCUGAGCACCAGUUGGACGUGAAGCCCGGGCCGCUGUGA